This is a messenger RNA of Papilio machaon (common yellow swallowtail), 1496 nucleotides long. It is a transcript of the gene Cwc25, whose product is annotated as pre-mRNA-splicing factor CWC25 homolog. Gene Ontology annotation, biological process: mRNA splicing, via spliceosome. The transcript has 4 exons. The record is from RefSeq and is a predicted model, not a curated record. The coding region runs from base 142 to 1467 and encodes 441 amino acids. NCBI's taxonomy places the organism in Eukaryota, Metazoa, Arthropoda, Insecta, Lepidoptera, Papilionidae. Gene Ontology annotation, cellular component: U2-type spliceosomal complex.
AGUGUCAACUCAUGUCAAAUUAAAUAGGAAUAGGUUACAAAAAAUUGUGUUUGAGCUUAAUUGUGUGUGGAAUUUUUAAAUCAGAGAUAUUUUUAUCACGAUUUUUUAUAGAUUAAGUCAAUUUACAAUAAACACACAAUCAUGGGUGGCGGAGACUUGAAUACAAAGAAAGCUUGGCACCCUAGUAAUUAUAAAAAUCAAGAACGUGUUUGGAAGGCUGAGCAAGCUGCGGCACAAGAAAAGAAACGGAUAUCGGAACUGCAGCGGGAACGUGCCGAGGAAAGGGACAGAGAGCAGUUGAACGAAAUAGCCAAACGUACUGCUGGCGGGGGCAGCUCGCCUAACGAUAAUCGUUUACACUGGAUGUAUGAUAAACCUGAUAAAAAGGUACAACAAGAAGACUAUCUUCUCGGAAAAUCUAUUGACACUAGUCAUGAUCAGACUGCUAAAGAUAACCAAGAUGUUAUCCCGGCGGUGGCUCGGAGAGUCGUUGGCUCCAGCAUGACGGCCAUGUCAAGUGAUACACAAGUUGAUCUAGCUCGGAAACUUAGAGAAGAUCCCUUGUUGCUGAUAAAAGAGAGAGAAAGAGCUGCGAGGGCAGCACUUUUGAACAAUCCUCUCCAGCGACGUCGCCUGACAGAGUUGUUAAGGAAAGAACAAGAUCAGUCUAAGACGAAAAAGGAUGAAAAGAAAUCGAAGAAGAAACACAAUGACCUGGAUAAUAUUUUAGCAGCAAAAUUAAAUGCAUUAGGUGCAAAAAAGGGGGUUGAUUUAAAAACUUUGCUUGCUUCAGGUGAUGAUUCUUCCUCCGAAUCAUCAUCAGAUGAGAGCAAGCAUAAAAAGAAAAAGGAAAAGAAAAAGAAGAAGAAGAAAAGUAAAAAGCAAAACAAAAAUAAAAACAAUUCUGAUUCUGAUGUAUCUGAAAAAGAAAGUAAAAACGACUUGAGACAUGUCAGAAAACAAGAUAAAGAUUAUAAAUUUGAUGAAAUACAACAUAAGAGGAAGUCUGAACACUAUGAUGAUUAUGACCAACAUAAAACAAAGAAACACAGAGGGGAUAUGACCAUAGAUAGUAGAUAUAGCCGAGAGAAACAUCGUGAUCUAAGCAACGAAGACUAUAAAAGGAGUUCCAAACAAAGUACAUCAUCUCAUAAAGAUAACCAUAGAGAACAGAGGGAAAGGCAAGAUCAUAAAGGGAAAGGGCGGGUAGGUAUGAGUGCAGAGGAAAAGGCAGCCAAGCUAGCGGAAAUGGCCGCUGCGGGGGCGGAGCGUGAGUUACAGCGCGGCCGGCGCGUCGCUGAACAGUUGGCGGAAAAGGAGGCUUCAGAAAAGAGUUCGAAUAUUCCUCGAUCUUCCCGCCAUGAAGCGCGUGCUCUCCCAGACUCCCUUGAGAGCCGCAUUCAUUCUAACAGACAUUACAUUCAGCGUGAUCGGAAGCACAUGGAUGAACACUUUGCUCGAAGGUAGCAUAUCUUGUUACCUUAAUAUUUCUAAAA